CUUAAUAAUUUAAAAGGCCAAAAUGGUAAAACUCCUUAAUAAUUUAUUUCUAUUCCACUCCCUCAUAUACAAUGGAAUCAAGCCAGGACUCGAAGUACUCUAGGUUGGCAGCUGGCGCUGCCAAAGUGUUCUUCCCGAUUGGGCUCUAUCAGAAGUAUCAGAGCAAGAAGAACCAGAAGGCGAUUUUUAAGGAAACAGAGGAAUUCGUGCAGCUCAUUAAAGACGGAAACAUCGAAGAAUUCAAGCAGAAAUGCCUCUCAACUCCUGUAGAAGAAGUCAAGAAAUUGAGGAUGUUCCCUGACUAUUCUCUCUUAAUCGCUUGAGCCUGAUUCAAAGGACACGAAGCAGCUAGAUUUUUGAUCGAAGAGCUCCACUUUGAUGUCGAUGAACAAGCCAAGAAUGGAGAAACCGCCCUUAUUAGAGCAGUACAUUUCAAUGAUUACCAAAUGGUAGAAAUUUUAUUACAAUCUGGGGCCAAUGCGGAGCUCAGAACAAAACAAGAGAUAGGAGCUCUCCUCACUGUGGUUUCUAGAGAUAGGCCUGCUUUAGUCGAUCUUUUGCUCAGAUAUGGUACUUGAAUAAACCUCAAAACUGACAACAAGGCUAUUCAAGCAGUUGUUGAUGCUUGCUCUGACAAGGUCAAAAGCGUUAUUAGCUUCCACCAAGCCUGGAGAAGGAAAAAGAAUAUGCUAGUGAUCUUAGAUAACCUGAGUCAGGACAAGCCUAAAGAGAUUCUCAAAAAGAAGAAUGACCCAUUAGGUAUUAUGAAUAAGAAGCCAGACUUACUUAAACUCAUCAUCCGAGAUUAUAUGUAAGAAACAUUUGGUUUUACUUUAUUAAACAUAAGAAUUAAGUU
Messenger RNA from Moneuplotes crassus, 856 nucleotides. The record is from the annotation of a GenBank genome assembly. Lineage: Eukaryota; Ciliophora; Spirotrichea; Euplotida; Euplotidae.